This is a messenger RNA of Fusarium tjaetaba, 684 nucleotides long. RefSeq lists its product as uncharacterized. The transcript is spliced from 3 exons. Bases 1 to 684 code for a protein of 227 amino acids. The record is from RefSeq and is a predicted model, not a curated record. Lineage: Eukaryota; Fungi; Ascomycota; Sordariomycetes; Hypocreales; Nectriaceae.
AUGGAUCCGGUGCACGGUAUCGAGGCGAACGAUUGGGUUGAGGCUAUCAGGAGAGCAACAUGUCACAACAAACACGCACCGAGAACCCCGCGUGACAAGACUUAUGGCCUCCUCGAUGUCAGGGAAUUGCCAUUCUCAGAGCAGUCCUUCAAAGAAAUAGCAAAGAGGUUCUAUAUACACGACUCGAUCAAUGGGGUUGUAAGCCAAGCAGCGGUUUCACAGUUCUCCGCAGUCAAGGUCGACAUGGGCAGGCAAAAUGGUCGUUGCCUACCUGCACAAGUAUAUAACGCCCGCACCUCCAAUGCUUGGCAAGUUAUGUUUGGCUGCACGCUGUCAGUCGAAGCAGAGAUAUUGACACGGCUAGGGAUGGCCACUUACGAGGUUUGCCAUCCACUACUAGUUCCCAGUACUCUUAUCGAAAUUGAGAGAAAGCGCCACCUACCAAUAGUGAACAACACUCUUGACGAGCUCGAAGGGCGAAUCCUGGAGUUGGACGAGGAUCCCGAGUUUCUGCAACACAUAACGGAGACAGAAAAGGUUUCUCGCAAAAAGGCAAGAAGAUUAGCUUGGCUGGAUAUGCAGUAUCUCCGAAAUCAACUUCUGAGCUGGAGCACCUGCUUGGAAGCCUUUUACGAACAUACAGAUCACCUUAACCGGACAGUCUUUCGGGACAGGAGUUCUUAG